Cercospora beticola is the source of this 2046-nucleotide messenger RNA. RefSeq names its product glutamate--tRNA ligase GUS1 (gene GUS1). Gene Ontology annotation, cellular component: methionyl glutamyl tRNA synthetase complex; cytosol; cytoplasm. NCBI's taxonomy places the organism in Eukaryota, Fungi, Ascomycota, Dothideomycetes, Mycosphaerellales, Mycosphaerellaceae. Gene Ontology annotation, molecular function: glutamate-tRNA ligase activity; ATP binding. The record is from RefSeq and is a predicted model, not a curated record. Gene Ontology annotation, biological process: translation; glutamyl-tRNA aminoacylation.
AACUUCCUCGCUGAUCACAUCUACAUCCACCAGCAAACAUGGCAGAUCGUACAGCGCAGAUUCAGGAGUGGCAGGAGCGAGCCAAGGCCCUGGAGCCGCUCAACCUCAAGCAGAUCGAGAAGCCGCUCGCCGAACUCGAUGCCCACCUCACCCUCCGCAGCUACAUCGUGGGCUACAGUGCCACCGACGCCGACACGACGGUAUGGAAGACGCUGCGAGGCAACCGAGUGGCUCAUGCAUACAUCAAACAAGGCCUGAUGGUCAACCUGACCAGAUGGUUCACCUUCAUCGAGGAAACAGCAGCCCCCGCCAUCGAACUGGCAACUCGCCCGGCCGAGAAGAAGGUGGUGGACGAUGGCGCCAACUAUGAGAUUGGCUUGCCUGACACGGAGAAUGGUGUGGUCACACGAUUCCCGCCAGAGCCCUCAGGAUACCUACACAUCGGACACGCUAAGGCUGCUCUGCUCAACGACUACUUUGCCCACAAGAAGUACAAAGGCAAGCUGAUCCUGCGUUUUGAUGACACAAACCCGUCGAAAGAGAAGGAGGAGUAUCAAGACUCUAUUCUGAAGGACUGUGAGCUUCUUGGGAUCGAGCCGGACGUGGUCUCGUACACGAGCGAUUACUUCCAAAAUCUCUACGAGCGAUGCGUGCAAGCUAUCAAGGAUGGUUUGGCUUAUACGGAUAACACUCCUCAAGAGCAGAUGCAGAAGGAGCGCAUGGAGAGGAUUGAGAGUGCUCACCGCAAUGACUCAGUCGAGGAGAACCUGAAGCAUUUCGAGGAGAUGAAGGCUGGCACAGAUGAGGGCAUCAAGUGGUCUGUUCGUGCAAAGAUUGACAUGUCUAGCAACAACGGUGCCAUGCGAGACCCCGUCAUCUACCGCUGCAAUCCAGAGGCGCAUCACCGCACAGGAAACACAUGGAAGAUCUACCCAACCUACGACUUUGCUUGCCCGAUUGUGGACUCAGACGAGGGCAUUACUCACGCUUUGAGGACCACCGAGUACAACGAUCGUGAUGCGCAGUACCAGUGGUUCAUCAAGGCCCUCAAGCUGCGUCCCGUGCACAACUGGAAUUUCUCCCGCAUGAACUUCAUCAAGACCUUCUUGUCGAAGCGCAAGCUUACGAAAGUCGUCGAUGAGGGCAAGGUUUGGGGCUGGGAUGAUCCGCGUAUGCCUACUGUCCGCGGUAUCCGUCGCCGCGGUAUGACCAUUCCGGCUCUGCAGGAGUUCAUUGUGAAGCAGGGACCAUCGAAGAACAUCAACAUGAUGGACUGGACCACCUUCUGGGCGACCAACAAGAAGCACAUUGACCCAAUCGCAAAGCGCUACACUGCUGUCGAGUCCAAGGACAAGGUGACAGUCACCGUGACUGGUGCACCAGAGGCUCCACGCACCGAGGAGAAGCCAGUGCACGCCAAGAACGCUGACUUGGGCAACAAAAAGGUCGUCUUCAGCAAGACUAUCAUUCUUGACCAGGCCGAUGCGCAGUCGUUUGCCGAGGACGAGGAGAUUACCCUCAUGAACUGGGGCAACGCCAUCGUGCGCAAGAAGAAGUACACUCUGAAUCCACUCAAUCUGGUAAAGUCUGAGGAGAACAAGACCGUGUCUGAGCUGGAGCUUGAGCUGCAUCUUCAAGGCGAUGUCAAGAAGACGAGCAAGAAAGUCACUUGGCUCUCAACAGACCAGGAGCUCGUGCCUCUUGUCAUGUACGACUUCGACUACCUCAUCAAGAAGGACAAGCUCGAGGAGGAGGACGAUUUCGAGAAGUCUCUCAACCCAGAGACCGAGUUCAAGACUGAGGCCCUCGCAGACUGCAAUGUUGCUGAGCUGAAAGAGGACGAUAUCGUACAGUUCGAUCGCAAGGGUUACUUCCGCAUUGACAAGGCUUUCAAGCAUGGCGAGCCGGUCGUUGCUUUCCAGAUCCCAACUGGUAAGAAGAUGUAGGAUGUUUACCACAUGAUCAGACGAUAGAUACGACGCGACACGAAAAGCAAAAAGUUUCAUCGCCUUGAGCGACGUUUCUGCGCGGUUUCUUUGCGCCUCG